AUGUGGAGACGAAUAAGGAGCUCUUCACUAGUUCCAGCUUUCAUAGACUCCUUAUCUAAGAAGUUCACGUACGAAAAGUCCAACCAGCGAUACUCAUUGAAUGGUCCUGGUCACUACAAUCUGGAGUUUAGGAAGGAUUCCUUCAAUGAUGUUCUUAUCAGUUUGAUAAUGGGAUACGAAACUACAAAGUUGGAUUGCGCCGUAAAAAUUCCAGGCAGAAAACUUUUGUUAAAGCUGCUGCACCCAAGCUCUUUGGAAGGGUGCUUCAAUUUGCUUUUAUUGGCACUAAGUCGGUCCUCAGAUGAGAAUAGAACUACAAGGCGCAUCCCAUUAGGUAAAUUGUUGGAUAGAGCUUGCAACACAGGAAUGUUAAACAAUCAUGAGGAAUUAAAAAAAGAUUCUGAUAAAUUACUGGCCUGUUACUGGUUUAAAAAUUCCUUUUAUCCUAUUCAUGUCUCUGAGUACACGAGGAAUAUGAUUGGUAAGUCGAUCUACUUACUGAAAAACUAUGGUAUCAAUACUUCAACGUUACACAAUUGGCUAGUUUCGGUUGCUAGUGAAAGCAUAACGCAAGCAUGUUUCGCUUUAGAAGGAGAGACAUUACCAGAGUUUUUGGUUACAGACAUUUUAUUAAGAACACCCAGAUCCAAUUAUGAGUUUGACUUAUUGAUUGAUUUAUACUUGGACCCUAAUUACCAAAUUAAUGACUCUGAUAAAAAGAGUAUGUUAGUUUUGAACAAUCUAAUUCAAAAUUGCCACUAUAGAACAUCAUCAAGGUUGCUAGAAAUUAUCAACAAAGUAUUAGAUCAAACUUCAAACGAACCAUUUUUGAAUCAUCUAGUUUGGUCCAUUUCUAAAAUUUCCUCAAAAGUUCCAAGGGACGAUAACUUAUAUUUUAAUAUUCUUGAAUGCCAGCAGAAAAUAAUAAGGCAUUUGAACUCCAAGGUUAGUGUUGAAAUCCUAUUAGGAUUAUCGAACACUCUCUAUCACAUUAACCAUAGUAAAGGAAAGGAAAUUCUACAAGCAGCAAGAUCACUUAUAAAUAGAAAAGACGCCAGUCCUCUUGUUUCUCAAACACCAUCAAUUGCUCACUACUUAGAAAGAUCGUCGCUCAAUGUAGCACGUACCAAAGCCAUGCUAUUGGGUACUGAAAUCUUGUACAUAGACAAACCCAUUUUGUUCAAAGCACAUCAAAAGCUGAUAGCCAGCACGGAACCAACGGUGCUGCACCAAUUGGGAUUCUCAUUAUGGGGGCUUUGGCUAUCUAAGAAAGCCCAGUUUAGACUCCACUCUGGUACCGACAUCAAACUGGUGAAAUCUUUAAUCCCCUACUUGAGCACGCAAUUCGAUCAAGAGGCCUUAAGUGUAUUUCUUACAGGGAUCUCCGAUAUUGAGAUGAAUAAAGUGAUCAUUACCAAUUACUCAAAAGCCGGUCAUACUCUUGGAAAUUUAGUGUUGAAUACUUAUUUGAAAAACCUUUAUCGUCAGUGUCUUUUUGAAGAGUGCAUUAAAGAAAAGGCACCACAUUAUUUAAAAUAUCCAGAAAUUGUGAAUCAAAGAAUUGUUGAGCAUAAACAGUUCAAGUCCACCUUAGAUUACACUCGGUUCGUAUACGCCAAUGUUGAGCAGCGACCAUUAUCAUUAGUGGGCACUAUGAUGUUUGGUGAAGCACGUAUAGCUCCAGAGAAAGUGUGGAAAGUAUAUUUUAAUAGACAGUUUGAAACUGUCAACGAGAAAAUAUUGACUUCGUUGACCAUCUCUGUGAUAACGUUCUAUGAAAGAUCCGGGAAGCAUUUGAUGUGGAAUGGGAUGACAGCCGUUCAACAAUGUAUCAUGGAAGUUGAAAAAUGGACCGCCAAGUCAACGAAAGGUGAUAAUCCCAAUUUGGUGAAUCCAACGAAUCAAUUGUGGCUCAGUUACACCCAGAUGCUUGGAAUGUUUGGAUACACAGAUCUACUCAUGGAUUUAUUGGAAAAAUGGGUAAAUCUGAGGCAUAUUCCUAAUGAAAGAACACUAUUGAAUGUGUUUGGGUAUCUCCCGGAUGAAAUUUCAGACAAUUUGUUACGGCAUGUAACGGCGAAUAUCACCAACAAAGUUCCAGCAAUUAGAACUGAUGAUUUAUCACGCAAACCAGAAUUGCAAUUUGAUAAUGAUUCUCUAGUGGUGAAAUGGCCCUGGCCCACCAAAUCUCAAGUUGAAAACUUCAAAAGGAAACUACUCAUUUGA
This is a messenger RNA of Komagataella phaffii GS115, 2226 nucleotides long. RefSeq lists its product as hypothetical. Lineage: Eukaryota; Fungi; Ascomycota; Pichiomycetes; Pichiales; Pichiaceae. The record is from RefSeq and is a predicted model, not a curated record. Bases 1 to 2226 code for a protein of 741 amino acids. The transcript has a single exon.